CGAUUUGGUGAACUGGUUCAUCCAGUUCAUUAAAAAGAACCGGUUCAAAAGAACGAUUCGUUCACGAACCGCCCAUCACUAGUCGCUACGGACGAGGCAGUUUAUUGUUUGUUCUGAUGUGUGCGUCUUUGGGACUGAAACCAUUUUUAGCUCUUGCCAGUGGUAUUUCUCCCGUCUCCACCUGUACCGCUGCUACUGGUGAUAACUAGCACUGCUUGACUGGUCCCACCAUCUCUCAGGGUAAGAGUUUUACCCAAACUUCUUCUCAGAAAAAGCCACCGAGAGCCCAGUGUAAUAUGAGGCUGUGUGGAUUGCUGAUGAGCUGUCUGGUCUCCUUGGUGCUGGCAGAUGAAGACGGCAGUGACAGAUACGACAUGUGUGAAGAGAAUAUCGUGACUGUACAGACAAUGGACAAUGACACUGACGCCAAAUCAAGUAUAUCCGAAAUCCGAUGUUUAAUCUAUAAUAAAACCCUAUUACGUUGCUCCUGGAUCACAGACCCGCUUCCUGAAGAAUAUUUUGCUUCAUAUCACAAUAACCAGGACCAUCCUUUACAUUGCGUCAUAAAUAGUUCAAAGAAAUUGGUUGAAUGCCAAGCUGAAAUAAAAUGGGAGGAGGAGGAGGAGGGAAUAUGCUCAGAGGAACUAUUUGUCAUGGUCAACAUUACGAUAAAUGGCUACUGGUACAUCAUCUGCCAAAAAUAUGAGGCAGGAAAUAUCGAAAGUCUUAAUCCCCCACAAAAUAUAAGAACUUCAAAGAAGUCAAAAAACCUGGAGAUACAGUGGUCACAGCCAAAAAGCUUUUGUUCUGUUUUGAGCAAAUGUUUUAUUUAUGAGAUGAAGAUUAAUAAUGAGUUAGUACAAUUGGAGGGUGUGUUGGAAUAUAACCUAACAAACUUUGUACCAACAAGGAGCUACACUAUUCAAAUAAGAACCAAACUAACCAGCUUCUGUGUCAUUAAUGGUCAAUGGAGUGAUUGGACUGAACCUCUGGUAACAGUGUCCAGCUCAAGCGGAGCUGAUGUUAAUCCAGUUGUGAUUGCAUCCAUUGUUUUUGUGCUUCCUAUGAUUCUAUUGGCUUUCUUGCUGGUCUGCAAGUUCCAGAGGUUAUUCGAGAAGCUGUUCCCUUCCAUUCCAAACCCAUCCAAGAAGGUUCAGAAGAUUCUUGAGAAAAACGAUUUUAAUCAGGACACGCCGACUAAACAAUGCGAAGAAGGAGCCGAAGUCCUUGAGGUGAUAUAUAAUGAAAUAUAAUGGCAUUUCUAUUAAUAGGUCAUAAUAGCAAACUGUUCAGUCUUUGCAAGGCUCUGUACAAAACAAGAUUAGUACAACAGAGUUCGAGGAUGUUGCAUAGAUGAAACUUCAGUGGUUUUCGGGUGUAAAAGAGAGGCUAAAACAGAAGUGGUUCAAAAUGAGUAAACAAAAGCAUGAGCUAUCAUAUGUGUCAUUUUUCCUGCCCCCAAAAGAAAGUAUUGUUGUCACUGAAAUGCCUUAUUCUCAGUUAUUUCAGCUAAACAUUUGGUUAAAACAUUACAUGAACAGGCCUGUUGGUAUUUAGUUGUGUAAAUAAUGUCAUGUUCUCCAGCUCUGUAGUGAUAGCCAUCAGUUUUCAGUUCAAAUGCUUUGGGAUGUAUAUUUUAUUUCCACAUAAUGCAGAAAAUGUUACUACAAUUAUAUUGAUACACUUCUGUCAACUGUUUCACUGCUCUAAUUAUUUUUAGUAACCCAAUGUCUACAUGCACAUCCUUCCUUUAAAGGCAUUAGAGCAUUUCACAUGGGUACUUUCCAUCUUGUUUAAGUGUCCAAAAACUUUGUAAUAUCUAACCCAGUAUACUUUAUAUUACUUUAUAUCUCUCAUGAUCACAAUAUAAAACCUUUAGACAUGAGGACAUUGGAUGUGUCUGAAACAGGACCGAUUAGUUUUUCUUCUAAAUGAUUCAUUUUGAUUCAUCAUUGAUUCAUGAUUCAUUCAGUUUUUUUUUAAUGAUUCAUUUUAAGUUAUUCUUUAAUUCAUAGUGAACUAAGAAUACGGCGUAUUACGAUUGAGUUCGGAUGAGGAUGCUCACGUCCUUGUUGUGUAUUUUGUGUACCUUUUUUGUUUGUUUUAUUCAAUGUAAAUGCUUUGUUUUAUUCAAAUGUAAAUUUUAUACAAUUGGUUUUUCUUUCAUGUUUUUCAACUUUUUUUUAGAUUCAUUUAAAAUCAGUGAACAAUUUUUAAUGACCCGGAUGUAUAAGAAAAUUCUGGGUGGUAGCACGAAGGGCGGAUUAAAGAUUUGCCUGUGUACAUCUAACAUAUCGCUGUGCUUUAUAUAACGUAUACAGUACUGUAUGUGGGUGUUGUAAUCGAAUUUACUGUGCUGCAGUUUAAGACUAUUUUAAGACUAAUCAAAUAGAUUAUAUUUUUGUAUAACACAUUUUUUUUAUUGUUUUUAUUUGUGAAUAUAUGAUUUCCAGGCUUUGUGUGGUGAAACGAAUAUAAAUAAUAAGCCAUUAU
This is a messenger RNA of Tachysurus vachellii, 2493 nucleotides long. Its product is annotated as interleukin-13 receptor subunit alpha-1-like. Gene Ontology annotation, cellular component: external side of plasma membrane. Gene Ontology annotation, molecular function: protein binding; cytokine receptor activity. The coding region runs from base 297 to 1253 and encodes 318 amino acids. The transcript has 13 exons. Lineage: Eukaryota; Metazoa; Chordata; Actinopteri; Siluriformes; Bagridae. Gene Ontology annotation, biological process: cytokine-mediated signaling pathway. The record is from RefSeq and is a predicted model, not a curated record.